Molecule: messenger RNA, 1626 nt
Organism: Sitodiplosis mosellana (orange wheat blossom midge)
Lineage: Eukaryota; Metazoa; Arthropoda; Insecta; Diptera; Cecidomyiidae
Product: reticulon-4-interacting protein 1, mitochondrial-like
Exons: 5
Coding region: 352-1536 (394 amino acids)
Cellular component (GO): mitochondrion
Molecular function (GO): oxidoreductase activity
Source: RefSeq, a predicted model, not a curated record
UGAUAAUGUCAUCGACAAAUAAGCAGUAGAAUCAAAUUUUAUCCAUUUGUGUUCGACUCUAUUUCGAACGAGAAAUUUUUUGUAGUUAAUUUAAAAAUCGUUAUCAAUGAUUUGAUAAAGAGUAUUUCAAAACAAUCAGAACGCUUUUCGUCAGCGACAACAAUGUCAAUCAACACAAAGCGAUAAAAUAUAAAGAAGUCAAAGUCACGAUGAAAUCAAAGAAAUGUGGUAAUAAAUAAGUGGAAUAAACACUUGAUAUUUUGGAAUCUUAGUUUAAAAACAAAGUUCAUCGUCGUAAGAUCAGACAUUUGAAGCAAACGUGUCAAAGUGCGAAGGAAAAGUACAAGUGAAAUGGAUUCAAAAUUAAUGCUAGUUUUGGUUGUAGCUAUAACUUGUGGCCACAGCCAAGUUUUGGGUGAUCGACUCGAGACUUCUGAAAUUUCCCACAAAUUUGAAAGUGAUCAAAUGAGCGGAUGGGAAAUUAACGAAUAUGUUGGCAUUAAUGCACUAAAAUUCAAUGAUAGUAUUAAACUUCCAAAGAUCAAGUCGAGAACGGAAGUGCUUAUAGAAGUGAUUGCCACAUCAAUCAAUCCUUUGGAUCAACUCAUGACAGCGGGUUAUGGUCAACGAGUGUUGAAUACACUUCGUCAUUUGAAAAAGAUAAAAGAAUUCCCUUUGAUUCUUGGACGAGAGUUUUCUGGUGUUGUCAAAGCAAAAGGAAAGUCUGUGCGAAAAAAUAUUCAAGUCGGUGAUAAAGUUUUUGGAAUCGUUCCCACACAUCAACCAGGAUCGCUUGCAGAAUAUGUUAUAGUAGAUCAAAAGACUAUAGUCCGUAAGCCAGAAAAUAUUGAAGACGUCGGAGCGUCUGGGAUAAUGUUUGCUGGUUUGACAGCCUGGUCAAGUUUAUAUUUAUCUGGAUUGGCUGGAGGUCUGCGAGGAGCAUUAACAUCAAGAGGAGGUGGAAAAGGACUAAGUGUUUGUAUUUUGGGUGCAUCUGGUGGAGUUGGUACGCUAGCAGUUCAAAUAGCCAAAGCCGAACAAAUGAACAUAUCAGCCACCUGUAGCACAGACUCGGUUGAAACAGUUAAGAAACUUGGUGCUGGUCGUGUUAUCGACUACAGAACAGAGAAUGUGAGUGAAGCAGUUCGUGGACAGUUUUACGAUAUAAUUUUAGAUGCUGCUGGAUUGGGUGCCGAUUAUGCUACAAGCCUCCCUUGGAAAUUCAGUCAAUAUAUCACAUUACAGCCACCGCUUCUGAAUGACACUGAUUCAGGUGGCAUUAUUUUAGGAUCAGUCAAAAGCGCUUUGACUUUGAUCAAAAAUAAUGUAAAAACAAUUCACGGCAAAAGAGGAUUAUUGAAAUGGGGAUUUUUCAUACCAGCACCGCAAGGCAUUGAAUAUUUGAGAAAACUGGUCGAAAAUGGCCAAUUGAAGCCGAUUAUCGAUUCGACUUAUGACUUUAAUGCAGCAAAAGAAGCAUUUGAGAAGGUGGCCAAAGGACAUUUGAGAGGCAAAGUAGUGGUAAAAGUCAAGUAACCAUCGCAAAAUGAAAUGAAGAACAGAAAAAAUGCAUUUGUUUUCUGUAUCAGUUUUAUAAAAUAAAAUAAAAAGUUUGCAUCCCGAUAA